Molecule: messenger RNA, 2712 nt
Organism: Calidris pugnax (ruff)
Lineage: Eukaryota; Metazoa; Chordata; Aves; Charadriiformes; Scolopacidae
Gene: SLC25A46
Product: solute carrier family 25 member 46
Exons: 8
Coding region: 2-1228 (408 amino acids)
Biological process (GO): mitochondrial membrane fission; axon development; mitochondrial fission
Cellular component (GO): mitochondrial outer membrane
Source: RefSeq, a predicted model, not a curated record
CAUGCACCCGCGGCGCCCCGAGGGCUUCGACGGCCUGGGCUACCGCGGGGGGGGCCGGGAGGAGCCGGGCCCCGGAGCUAGGCCCUUCGGCAGCGCCUCGGAACUGGGCCACUGGGUGACCACCCCCCCUGACAUCCCCGGCAGCCGCAACCUGCACUGGGGGGAGAAGACGCCGCCCUACGGGGCUGGGACCCCGCUGGGGGGAGUCGGCCUCAACGAGGAGCCCAGCCUCGGGGCGGGCGGCCCCGGCGCCGAGCAGUUGAACAGAUUUGCAGGCUUUGGUAUUGGCCUUGCAAGCCUAUUUACAGAAAAUGUGUUGGCACAUCCUUGCAUUGUUCUACGUCGUCAGUGUCAGGUGAACUAUCAUGCUCGGAAUUAUCAUCUCACUCCAUUUACUAUUGUCAAUAUUAUGUACAGCAUCAAUAAGACACAGGGUCCAAGAGCUCUCUGGAAAGGAAUGGGCAGCACUUUCAUUGUUCAGGGCAUAACCCUGGGAACAGAAGGCAUCAUCAGUGAAUUUACACCUUUGCCAAGGGAGCUUUCGCAUAAGUGGAACCUCAAGCAGAUAGGUGGACACCUUCUACUCAAAGGUUUAACGCAUGUGAUAGCAAUGCCUUUUUAUUCUGCGAGCCUCAUUGAAACUGUACAGAGCGAAAUAAUUCGAGAUAAUCCUGGCAUCCUGGACUGCGUGAAAGAAGGAAUCGGCAGAGUUGUGGGCAUGGGAGUACCCCACAGCAAGCGUCUCCUUCCUCUGAUGGUCUUGACUUUUCCAACUGCUCUACACGGGGUUCUUCACUACGUCAUCAGUUCCAUCGUCCAGAAGCUUGUUUUGUUUGUUCUGAAAAGGGAUAAUUCCCCCAACCUUCCGACUGAGAGCUCUACUUCUGUGCAGAGCAUGCUGGAUGCGUAUUUCCCAGAACUUAUUGCCAGCUUUGCUGCCAGCCUUUGUGCUGAUGUCCUGCUGUACCCACUGGAGACAGUUUUACACCGCCUUCACAUUCAGGGGACACGCACGAUAAUCGACAACACAGACCUUGGCUAUGAAGUGCUUCCGAUCAAUACUCAGUAUGAGGGAAUGAGAGACUGCAUAAAUACUAUAAAACGAGAAGAAGGAAUGCUAGGUUUUUAUAAAGGAUUUGGAGCUGUUGUAGUACAGUAUACUUUGCAUGUGGCAGUUUUACAGCUUACCAAAAUUAUUUACUCAACACUGCUUCAAAAUGUUUCUUAAUCUGUUCAGGUGUGAACACGAAGUUUGAAGAAUCCACUCCAUGGGUUCUCCUUACACUGUAAAGAAACUUGUUUUAAAAAUGGGGAUAUAGAUACCUAAGUGUAAUUAAAAAAGUACUGUUUAAAUUUAUAGACACACAUUGAAUAUGUAAUGUGCAGUCAUACAGAAGGGGAUCGAGUUUCAGUUGUGGUUGGGGUGAGGAUUUACCUUUCUUCUUACCAGUUAACUGACUUAAGGAAUGGAUAUGAAUUCUUAAUAUCUGCUUUAUAAACAUCACAUCUGAUAUAUAAUUUGGACUGCUAGUCAGUUCAAAGGAAUUUAUUUUCAUAAUUGUAAGAACUUGCAUGUGGAAGUCUGAUGGAUUUACUGAUCUUUUAAAAAUGUUUUCAACUUCACUGUUAAUGGAGCUGUGAGCAAAAUAGGAACUGUAGAAGUAACCUAAGUCGACAUAAAUGUCAUAAUUAACAGGUACAUAGAAGAAUUCUUACUUUGCUGCGGUGUGGCACCAGACGACGAAGACAAAUCUUUUGCUUUAUACAAAAUAAUAAAAACUUGGGCUUGGGCGAAGUUGCACAGAAUGCAGACUUGGCUGUCUUGCAGUUUGUUUGCAAGGCUUACAUUAAUGGAAAUGUGUGAAUAAAGCAAAUUAGAAACUGAAGUGUGCAUGUGUAAGUGCCAUUUUUAGUCUACUUUCCACUCGUAACUUCAGGGUUUAGUUUUACUCUGCUACUUUGUGUACGAGUAGAAUAAUCUUACAAAUGUAUGUAGUAUCAGUGUUCAAAGUGUAUAGAAAGUGUAAAGAAUUAGUUGGCUCUUUCUAGCAUUUCUCUUUUGUUAGAUCAGAGAGGUAUGUACACAAUUAUCUGCUUACUAUCUGGCACUGAUGUCCUUCAUUCUAAAUCUCUGCUGGAUUAGAUAUUCUGUGGAGCAGAAUUAAGUCUGUUUAUGUGCAAGCAAACAGCUGAAAUGUACCAUAUCUGCCCUCUUCCCCUAGUAAAUCAAGACUUCCAGUCUGAAAAUGAAUUCUGAUCAUUCUAAAUAACUUAGUCCUCUCUUGGUUUCAUGAAUAAAUAUAAUGAAAUUUGGGGGGGCGGGGGGGUGGAUGACUUUUAGCAAAUAGAGCAUGUGGAGAGUCGCUUUUAAAUUGUACGAGAGGCUGCUGCCUUUUCACACUCAUGUGGCAAGUCUAUCUUUGUGAAUACUGUAAACUGAUGUGCAUUUUAAUCAUUAAUCAUUGUAUAGUAGUUAUCACUUAUGGAAAACAGUCAAGGCAAAAUACUGAAAAAGUGUUGCUGUUCAAAGUUCUGACUAAGUCACUUGCAGGUCUACUUUGCUGUUAUUAAUCUAACUUUCAUGUAUUUUAAAUGCAUAAGUGUUGAAAAAGUAUAGUGCACUUGGGAACUGGUUUUAUUUUGAAAUAUUGUUAAUGGCAAAUUUAGUGUAUAGAAUGGAAGCAAUGAAAUAAAAUGAGAAUUCACUAUAAA